GUCUUCAACUAAUGUAUUGCUGUCUCAAGGUGAUGCUGGAUUCAGUAACACCCAGCACAUUUCUGUCAAACACGAUGGUUUGUGAUCCCCUGAUGUCUUGGACAGAGAUAUUUGGGACAACUGAAGAUGACUAUCCCACCUGUGACCAUCAGACAGAUUCUGAUUCUUUCUGGACAUCCAUCCACCCAGAGCACUGGAGUAAGCACAACGUCUGCGAAUGGCUGCAGUUCUGCUGUGACCAGUACAAGCUAGAUGCCAACUGCAUUUCCUUUUCCCAUUUUGAUAUCAGUGGCUUACAGCUGUGCAACAUGACCCAGGAAGAGUUCCUGGAUGCUGCAGGCAUUUGUGGUGAAUACUUGUAUUUCAUCUUACAGAACAUCAGGAUGCACGGCACGUCCUUUUUUACUGACUUAGAAGAAACAAAGUUAUCCAGCAAGGACUGUGACCUUUUGACCAAGUUGCCACCAGACUCAGGAGUUCCUUCUUCACUUCUCACGUUACUCUGCAGUUCAGUCCCAGUGCGUGAUAAAGCAUGCAUGAAGACAGGUGGCAUCAGCAGCCAAGAAUGUCACAGUCAUGGUAGAACAAACCUGCAGAGUUCACAUUUGUGGGAAUUUUUAAGAGACCUCCUCCUUUCUCCUGAAGAAAACAGUGGCAUUCUGGAAUGGGAGGACAGGGGACAAGGCAUUUUUCGAGUUGUCAAAUCAGAAGCUCUGGCAAAGAUGUGGGGACAAAGGAAGAAAAAUGACAGAAUGACAUACGAGAAACUGAGCAGAGCACUUCGAUACUAUUAUAAAACAGGCAUUUUGGAACGAGUAGACAGAAGGCUGGUGUACAAGUUUGGGAAGAAUGCCCAUGGGUGGCAGGAGAACAAGAUAUGAACUGCUCAGUGCUUCCACACACGCCCAGCACAAAACAUGCCACAGUCUGGAUGGUCCAGCUGCAGUGGACACUUGAGAGAGAGGCUUUCCCCUCCCUUUCUCCCCUCAACCCAUCUGGACGAAUUCAUUGGAGUCUGCUACAGAAGACAGGCUACAGCAUCAAAAAAAGCACUUGAAUUUUGGAGUCAUUUCUGCCAAGCACUGUCUGCUAGCAAGUCUUUAGGAAUAUCUUUAUCUGCUGCUCAAGUGACAAUUAAACACUG
Phasianus colchicus (ring-necked pheasant) is the source of this 1144-nucleotide messenger RNA. RefSeq names its product E74 like ETS transcription factor 5 (gene ELF5). Gene Ontology annotation, cellular component: nucleus. The record is from RefSeq and is a predicted model, not a curated record. Gene Ontology annotation, molecular function: DNA-binding transcription factor activity, RNA polymerase II-specific; sequence-specific DNA binding. NCBI's taxonomy places the organism in Eukaryota, Metazoa, Chordata, Aves, Galliformes, Phasianidae. Gene Ontology annotation, biological process: regulation of transcription by RNA polymerase II; cell differentiation.